This is a messenger RNA of Capsicum annuum, 2328 nucleotides long. RefSeq names its product protein root UVB sensitive 5. The record is from RefSeq and is a predicted model, not a curated record. NCBI's taxonomy places the organism in Eukaryota, Viridiplantae, Streptophyta, Magnoliopsida, Solanales, Solanaceae. Bases 404 to 1819 code for a protein of 471 amino acids. The transcript has 17 exons.
GAGUAGAAAUCAACCCUUUAAUGUAUUGUGUACUUCUCCACAAUCUGAUUCUUUCAAUAAUAGAGAAGAAGCUAUUAAAGACUCAUAUGGGGAAAAUGAUAAAGGGCAUCUGAUUUUGGUGGAGAAGUACAAGAAUGGAACUUUGAAAAGGUAUAUGCUUUAACUCUGACAUUUUGCUUCCUUUUCCUUUUACCAAAUUUCUCUGACAAUAUAAGGUCGUUUUAUCUCUUUUUGGUCAAGGUUUACUGAUUGAAUGCUACUUAUAAAAAAUAUGUGCUGAUAGAAUGUAGAUAUUACUUCCUGAUGUUUUACUAGUCUUGAUUUGACUGAAAAUGGGUGUAGCUGCGGUUGCUUGAAUAAUUCCUUGCUAUAUUUGUUGUCUGAGCAUGUAAUCUAGUUUAGAAUGUACAGUCAGAGGCAGUCAGAGGCAGAUACAGGAUGUAAACUUGAUGCCUCCGACCUUAAGGAUUCAGUUGAACUCGUAGUUGGAGCACUACAUCCUCUUAUGUAUGUUAUAGAUAAUGACUCUGAAAUGAAAAUGUUUCUUGAGGAGCAUGUGCCCACAAAUACUGGAUCUCAAGAUCUUGAUAUCUCUAACAUGGAGUUAUCCUGGCUCCCUAAGGUUAUCAAGGAUUUUGUGUUACCAUCAGGUUACCCAGAUACAGUAUCAGAUGAUUAUGUGGACUACAUGUUGCUUCAGUUCCCAACCAAUGUAACAGGGUGGAUCUGUCAUACGCUGGUGACUUCAAGUCUCUUAAAGGCAUGUCAAUCUUAUUCAGGCGGUUGGUGUGGGCUCUUUCUCAGGAACUUCCGCAGCUGCUUCAGCUGCUGCCAUCAGAUGGGUUUCAAAGGAUGGCAUUGGUGCCCUUGGACGCUUUUUCAUUGGUCUGGUGGGCGGUUUGGCAAUCUUUUUGAUGAUGAUCCUAAACAAUGGCGCAUGUUUGCAGAUUUCGUUGGCAGUGCAGGAAGUAUAUUUGAUCUAUGUACCCCUCUCUAUCCUUCGUAUUUCCUGCCUUUGGCAUCUCUUGGAAAUCUUGCGAAGGCUGUUGCAAGGGGGCUAAAGGACCCUUCAUUCCGGGUUAUACAAAACCACUUCGCUAUUGCUGGAAAUUUGGGAGACGUAGCAGCAAAGGAGGAAGUGUGGGAAGUAGCUGCUGAGCUGCUAGGUCUUUCUCUCGGCAUACUAGCCUUGGAUACACCUGGUAUCUCAAAGUCGUAUCCUACAUUGGCACUUACAUGGUUGAGUGUGCGGAUCCUACAUCUUUGGUUUCGCUAUCAGUCUCUUUCAGUUCUGCAAUUCAACACGAUAAAUCUCAAACGGGCUCGCAUAUUAGUGAACUCCCAUGUUUUACACUGUACAGUUCCAGGAAUCAAUGAAUGCAAUAGGAUGGAGAGCAUCUUAUUGUGGCAAAGAUUCUUAAGGCCACGAAUUAUUUUUGAGGUGUCUUUGGAGGAGAUGAUCAAUGGGAGAAAAUACAGAUCCAUGCAGAUCAAGCAACUCCUUCAUCUGUACAAGGAGGAAAAAUAUUUUCUUGUAGUAAAUCAACAGAACCCAACGGAUAUUCAGGUCUUUGUAUCUUUUAAGGAAGGAGCCACAAGCCUAUCAGUGUUUCGAAGUGUAUGGCAAACCUAUUGGCUAUAUCAAAACUGGGGCUGGUCAGAUAAUAUCUUUGAUCAGCUUGAACAGAGCCUGGUUGAAUUGAAGGAUAGAUUUCCUGACCUAUUACAACAACUAACUGAUGCUGGAUGGGAUACAAAUAAUUUAAGUUUAAAGGUCCCGAAAGAAAUGUCGAUCAAGGAGCUUCCUGCACCAAGUUAAUUUCACGUAUGGCCACUGAGUUUUAUCCACUACAACACAUAACACCAGGAAAACACCUGUCUGCAGUUGAUCUUACUCCAAAGUCCUUCCACUAACCUUUUUGCCUAUUUGAUGGGUUUGUCACCUCAAGUUUACCUUCAUUGAAUGUGCACGGAUGAUCACUGUAUAAGUAAGUCUGAUUUCAUUUUCAAAGUUUAUAUUGUGACUUGGUCGCUGUCCCCUUUGUUGAAGAUUACUAAAACAUAUAUUGAUGAAGCGGAAGUAGUCGAUAUUAGAUUGUGGUUAUUGUUUUAUUGCUUAAGUCUGUUGCAUUGUCUAAUUGUGUAGUAGGAAGUAGUUAGUUAGUUGUAACAACUUGCCAGCUAAGAAAGUGCAAGUUGGGAAGCUUCUAGAUGCUUCUAGAUAUCUUGUACAAACUCUAUAAAUAGAUCCUAAGUUAGCUAAAGGAAGCAUGCUGCAAUUGCCUGUUAUCACUAUCACAUUAAUAAACAUUUUGAUCUUCUUCUUCU